Rosa chinensis is the source of this 1392-nucleotide messenger RNA. RefSeq names its product soluble inorganic pyrophosphatase 4. The transcript has 9 exons. Gene Ontology annotation, molecular function: magnesium ion binding; inorganic diphosphate phosphatase activity. The coding region runs from base 307 to 1038 and encodes 243 amino acids. The record is from RefSeq and is a predicted model, not a curated record. Lineage: Eukaryota; Viridiplantae; Streptophyta; Magnoliopsida; Rosales; Rosaceae. Gene Ontology annotation, cellular component: cytoplasm. Gene Ontology annotation, biological process: phosphate-containing compound metabolic process.
UCCAGCUGGAAACACGUUAUAUUCGGUUGGCCAGAAUAUGCGGAUGCUAUAGGCAUUUUUCCAAUUUCACAGGGGGAGAAAAUUAAAAUUCCUUGUUUAAGUUUUUUGCUCGCCUUUAAAUGGGAGAGAAGAAAGAGAGCGGGAACACGUACAGCUCCUCCUUAUUGCUUUCGUCCUCUACUUGAGCGCCCCCACAACUACUCCAUUCCCAUUCCUCUCUCUUUUUCUCUCUUUGAGAUCUGUGCUGUUCUUCUUCUUCUUCGUCUCCGGCGAGGCUUUGCUCUUUGCUCCGAUCCUUUUGCAGUAAUGGCUCCACCCAUUGAGUCUACUCAAACAGUUACUGAGAUUCCCCAAAAAGUUGCUGAAAUUCCUAAGAAAGUUGCUGAAGUUCCUAAGAAAGUUACCGAGACUCCCCACAAGGGUAGCAACCAUUAUUCCUCACAUCCUCCUCUUAAUGAGAGGAUACUUUCUUCCAUGACCAGGAGGUCUAUAGCUGCACACCCUUGGCAUGAUCUUGAAAUAGGACCUGAUACUCCAAAGAUCUUUAACUGUGUUAUAGAAAUUGGAAAAGGAAGCAAGGUGAAAUAUGAACUUGACAAAAAAACUGGACUUAUCAAGGUUGACCGUAUACUGUACUCAUCUGUUGUCUACCCUCACAACUAUGGCUUCAUCCCCCGUACGCUUUGUGAGGACAAUGACCCCUUGGAUGUCUUGAUUAUUAUGCAGGAGCCAGUUCUUCCUGGAUGCUUUCUUCGGGCUAAAGCUAUUGGCCUGAUGCCCAUGAUUGAUCAGGGUGAGAAAGAUGACAAGAUCAUUGCUGUUUGUGCUGAUGAUCCUGAAUACCGUCACUACAAUGACAUCAAGGAGCUGCCACCACAUCGUUUGGCUGAGAUCCGUCGCUUCUUUGAGGACUACAAGAAAAAUGAGAACAAGGAGGUUUUAGUUGAUGACUUCCUCCCUGCAUCUGCUGCCUUUGAAAGUAUCCAGCAGUCCAUGGAUCUUUAUGCGGACUACAUUGUGGAGAGCCUCAGGCGGUAGUUGUUCGUGCGAGCAAUGAAUCUCGGUGCUAUCCUAUUAUAGACAGAUAAUAUAUGUUCUUAUCUUUGUAAUGAUGAUGAUGAUGAUGAAAAUAACUCUACAAAUUCGUCGUUUUGGCAUACAUACAUUGUGAGACAAUGUACAUGCUUAUACGACUUCUAGAUGGAAAUUUUCUUAUAUGACAAGUAUCAAGUCUUGUAUACAGUGAUGAAUGUUGAAAAGCGUACAUCGGUGUCCCAAUUUUUUUGUAUUUAGCCUAUCAUGGGUUUCAGACAAUUAUCUUUGAUUUGUGUUAUGGUUAUCCCUUCAUGAAUGUAUUCUUUAUAAAUGUAUUCUUUUAUAUGUUCGAUGUAA